AAUCUAUCAUCAUCAGUAGUUUUCAUGUCGACUGCUUACAAGAAUUAAAAACGGAUUUGCACAUUUGACUUAUCUUGUCUGCUAAUCUUCAAGAACUGCAGCAGAUCGAUCUCAAAUAAUUUCACACCCAUACCCACAUUCAUCUCUAUCUUCUCCUCUCCCCCACCUACUCCUGACCUCUGCAACAAUGGCGGAAAGUAAAGCUUCAUUCAUACUCUUUCUAACCUUCAUCUUCGUCCCCUUCCUACAAUUUGCUGAAUCCAUUGUGCCGCAACAAGAAGUGGAAGCUGUUGUAAGCAUUCUUGCUGCCAUGAAUGCAACAAGUUGGAGGUUUAAUGGCGACAAUUGCAAUCUUGACACCAUUUCCGAAGUCCCAAAGCUAUCUCAAGAAGCUAAUGCUAGCAUCGGAUGCAAUUGCAACAUUGAAAACGAUACAAAUUGUCAUGUCGUAAGGAUCACACACAAGUUUUAUAGUCUUGACGGCGUACUUUCACCUGAACUAGCAAACCUUCCUUUCCUCCGGUCCUUUGAUGUUGCUUACAAUUUCUUACAAGGCACGAUUCCACCUGAAUGGGGUUUAACACAGUUAGAAGAAAUUUCACUUCUUGGCAACCGGUUAACCGGAGAAAUCCCACCAGAACUUGGCAAUAUCACCACUCUCACAAGACUGGACCUUGAAGCAAACAAACUUUCAGGAACCAUUCCACCAGAUUUAGGGAGAUUAAUCAAUUUGCAAUCUUUGAUCUUAUCCUCAAAUCAGUUGACUGGGAGGCUUCCAAUCGCGCUUGGUCAACUAGGAAAUCUAACAAAUUUUAGGAUAAAUGAAAACAACUUCAGUGGAUCGAUACCCGAUUUUAUACAAAAUUGGAGACUACUUUCUAGAUUAGAGAUUGUGGCGAGUGGACUCAUGGGACCUAUUCCUUCAAACAUAUCUUUUCUCGAGAACCUAAAUGACCUGAGAAUUAGUGACAUAAGUGGUCCAACUCAGAGAUUUCCUCCCCUUGAAAAUGCCACGGGAUUAAUAAGAUUGAUCUUGAGAAAUUGCAAUCUUUCUGGGGAAUUACCCGAUUAUAUUUGGCAAGUGAGAGAACUCGAAUUGUUGGAUACAAGUUUUAACAACUUAGUAGGGAGGAUAUCUAACAACAUCCUCGGGAGAAGCAUUCGUUUAGUGUUUUUAACAGGUAACAUGCUAAGUGGAGACAUACCGGAUGCAUUGUUGGUAAAUGGGGCUGCUAUUGAUCUUUCCUACAACAAUUUUACAUGGCAAGGACCUAAUCAACCCACAUGUCGACAAAACACGAAUAUAUACUUAAACUUGUUUAGAAGCUCUUCAACUGGAAACCCGAUACAGGAUGUCCUUCCAUGCAACCAGGAUACCAAGUGUCCGACAUAUGCUUGUUCGGUGCACGUUAAUUGUGGUGGGAAUGAUGUGACUGUUAGAGAAAGUAACGGUCGAUCGGUUUUUUACAAAGGAGAUGCUGACGUGGAUGGUGGUGCAGCAAAAUUAUAUGAAAGUGACAAGAAUUGGGGAUUUAGUAGUACCGGAGACUUCAUGGAUGACAAUAUUUUUCAAAACACUCGAUAUGUAGAUUCUUUGCAGGGGAACACAAGCUUAUCAACAUUGUACACAACCGCACGUUUCUCGCCACUUACACUCACUUACUUCGGUUAUUGUUUGGAAAACGGGGAGUAUUUGGUCAAUUUGCACUUUGCGGAGAUCAUAUUCACUAAUGAUAGCACGUAUAGAAGUCUUGGUCGUCGGAUAUUUGAUAUUUAUAUUCAGGGACGGCGUGUUAGAAGGAAUUUUAAUAUUGAAGAUGAGGCCGGUGGGGUUGAAAUGCCGGUGGUUGUACCGUUCAAUGUUAGUGUGACCGAUAACAUUUUAGAGAUACGGUUUUAUUGGGCGGGUAAAGGGACGACCCGUUUUCCUACAAGAGGAGUCUAUGGACCUCUUGUAUCAGCUAUAGAUGUUAACCCAUACUUUAAAACUUGCUCAAUGGGUGGAAAAAAGACGAAAAAGGACGUUUAUAUUGGUGUUGGGAUUGGUGUUCCGUGUCUUGUAUUGUUAAUCUUGGUCAUUUUGUGGUGGAGAAAAAGUUUUAAAGGCCGAAGAACUAAUGAAAAAGAUUUUGAAGGAAUGGAGUUCAACACCAUUUCGUUUUCGUUCAAACAACUAAAAUCAGCUACGGACAACUUUAACCCUUCUAACAAAAUCGGGGAAGGAGGUUUCGGAGCGGUUUACAAGGGUACAUUGAGUGAUGGCACUGUGAUUGCAGUGAAGCAGCUUUCAGCUCAAUCAAGGCAAGGAAACCGUGAGUUCUUGAAUGAGAUUGGUGUGAUUUCGUGCUUACAACAUCCAAAUCUUGUUAAACUCCAUGGAUGUUGCAUUGAAGGAGACCAGUUGUUGCUUGUUUAUGAGUACUUAGAAAACAACAGCCUCGCAAACGCUUUGUUUGAUUUGGGUAAAAAUCGAUUGAUGUUGGAUUGGGCAACGAGGUUCAAGAUAUGUAUUGGAAUUGCUCGAGGUUUAGCUUUUCUUCACGAAGAAUCAAGGAUCAAAAUUGUGCAUCGAGACAUCAAAGCAACAAACAUUUUGCUUGAUAAAGAUCUAAACCCUAAAAUAUCAGAUUUUGGAUUGGCAAGGUUAAAUGAGGAUGAAAAGACUCACGUUAGCACCAGAGUUGCUGGAACAAUAGGAUACAUGGCACCUGAGUAUGCACUCUGGGGUUACUUGAGCGAUAAAGCAGAUGUUUACAGCUUCGGAGUUCUAGCGUUAGAAAUCGUCAGCGGCAAGAACAACAACAGUUACGUUCCAACAAACGAUUGCAUUUGUCUUCUAGAUUGGGCUUGUCGAUUGGAAACGAGUAAACACUAUGAAGAGCUUUUUGACGAGAGAUUGGAGUCGAGGAUUAACAGAGAAGAAGCGGAAACCAUGGUGAAAGUUGCGCUUUUGUGCACGAACGGUUCUCCGUCGAUGAGGCCGACGAUGACGGAGGUUGUAAGUAUGCUCGACGGGAAAACUUGUGUGCCGGAGAUAAUUCCGGAGUCAAACGGUUACUCCGAAGAUCUGAGAUUCAAAGCGAUGAGAGACUUUCGGCGUGAGAGGCAAGGUCAACAUAGUUACAACAGUGGUCAAACUCAGAAUUCUAACACCUUCCAAACAGAUACAAACGAUUCUUUCACACAAUCAUGAUAACUGUGUUGGUGAACAAGAAUUCUGUUGGAAAUUCAAAACAAUUGUAAAAUUACUUUAAUUGUGAAAAUCACAACAUUAUAUGAAUGUAUAUAAAAAAAACCACACCUUA
Messenger RNA from Lactuca sativa (garden lettuce), 3305 nucleotides. RefSeq names its product putative LRR receptor-like serine/threonine-protein kinase RFK1. NCBI's taxonomy places the organism in Eukaryota, Viridiplantae, Streptophyta, Magnoliopsida, Asterales, Asteraceae. The record is from RefSeq and is a predicted model, not a curated record. Gene Ontology annotation, molecular function: protein serine/threonine kinase activity; protein binding; ATP binding. Gene Ontology annotation, biological process: protein phosphorylation.